This is a messenger RNA of Lepus europaeus (European hare), 4586 nucleotides long. It is a transcript of the gene SPAAR, whose product is annotated as small regulatory polypeptide of amino acid response. The record is from RefSeq and is a predicted model, not a curated record. NCBI's taxonomy places the organism in Eukaryota, Metazoa, Chordata, Mammalia, Lagomorpha, Leporidae. The transcript has 2 exons. Bases 2662 to 2889 code for a protein of 75 amino acids.
CCUGCCUUCGGGCACCAGGACGGGUGCAUCUCUGGGUCCUGCUUGGGCUUCACGGGCACACAGAGCCCGCAUCCUGUGGCGGCAGAGCCUGGAGGAGCCCCGAGGCAGCUCUGUGGACACUGGCAGCUUGGGGAGAGGAGCACAGGGGUGGCCGGGCAACUCCACUUGGCCACUGACUCCUAGUGGGCCCCAGAAGUAGCAAGGGAGUCCGGCGGGGCCAGCACAUGGCCAGAUGGAAGCGCACAGCCUCUGGCUGGCUCAGCCUGGGGAGGAGGGCAGCUGGGGGAGGCCCAGAGCGUGCCUGUGCAUUUGGGGGCAGGCAGGUGGGGGCUGUGCUGCCCAGUGGGUGGUGCUUUCAGCACAAGGAAGUAAAAGCCCCUGAGCAGCUUUGGAGAGGCCUGCGACUGCAGCACAGGGGGGAGGGGAGGCCUCAGCCCCCCCACCCCCCAUUGCCCUGGGGACGCUUUCUCCUCAGGAUGUGAGUGCCUGGAGCUGGCCCUGGGACUGCAGUGCGGGCUCUGGCUGUGGGGCCACCGGUGGACAGGGCAGGGCCUUGGAGAGAGGGGAGCAGAGGCCGCCUGCGUUGGCUCCCUGGGCUCCCUCCAGCCAGUGUCCAGACCCUUGGAGACCCGGGACGCCAGGGAGCCCCAGCCGGUGGUGUGAAGCCGGUGUUUCUUGGUAACUGGGGCAGCCCCCGCUGGGGCCUGCAGGUGCUGCUGGGGUGCGGGGUGGUCCUAGGAGAGUGCUGGCCUCCUGUGGGCUCCGUUUCUUCUCGCCUAACGUGGGGUAGGUAUCGGAGGCUCGCUCCUGCCCACACCGGGGCCGGCACGCUCUGUGAGGUAGGAAGCUCGCGCUGAGGCCUUCAGCCUGCUCCUGUGAGCUGGGGAGGAAGCGGAGGGAGGUGAGCCCGGGGGGCCAGGCCAGGCAGUGGGGAGGGGUGGAGAACAGGGCCCGGUGACUCACGAGAACAGAAUGUCCUCUUUCCCUUUUAUUUCCCAGUGGGUUUUCUGUGAGGGCAGCGGAGGGAGGUGUUGGGGGGAGGGGAGUUAAAUUCACCAUGCAGGACACGUUAGGUUUCUGUAGGGCACCGAGUGCGGCCAGCUCUAUCUCUGUAGUCCUUCGAGACCACCUCUCCUUCUCCAUCCCCCGUCCCCAUUCUGCCCUGGCCGGGGCCUCACUCCCCAGCCUGGACUCCUGCCAGUUUGUCCACCUUUGGCUCUGCCCCUCUGGGAGCAUCUCCACUCGGACUUACAGACGGGCUGAGGAAGGGAAAGAGGUUCCCCCCAGACCUCGGGAAAGGCCGGAGACAGCGGCGCUCGGCGUGGGCUGCACCCCCACACCUGCCGCAGGGAACCCACACAAACAACAGGCGCACGAGAAGUCACAGAACCAACAAUCAAGCUUCAAGCAGGGUCCCUGCCCCAGCACCCCAUAUCAGCUGCAUCUGUUCGCUGGUGUUGGGAAUUCAGCCAGAAGCCACAGCGCUGCAGGCAGGCAGAGAAUCUGGCUCCUUCCCGGGGGCCGCAGUGCGCUCCCUGCCUGUGGAGGAGGAGCCCAGUGCCCGGCCUGUCCAUUCAUCUCAGCAAAGGGAGAGAGAAUCUGCAGGCUAUCUGUGGCCUAACAGUUCCCUCGGGCCUUGGGGCAAUUGCAAAGGGCCAGGCUGUGUGACCUUGGCCAGCCCUUUGCUCUCUCUGAUGAGUAAGCCUGCAGCCGAUUGCUCUGUGGUUGCAUGGUGCCUCCAAAGAACACUGACCCAGGGGUGGCCGCAGGGAGGUCCCUCCUCGGCCCCCACUGACGAGCGGCGGGCUCUGAGCAGCCCAUCGGCAUCUGUGUCUCGCCACGCAGGGCUGCUGGGAAGCUCACAGGACAUGGUGCCUGCUGUGUUCCGCCCCUUUCGUUUCUGUUCCUCGUGGUUCCAUUUCUCAGAGGAGGGGCGCUACUAAUUCCUCUGGGGGGGGGGGAGCAGUCUUCAGAGAUGCGGGGUGGGAGGGCUCUGAUCAGUGAGGGCCAGCAGGGAGGCCUCUCCGCAGACUUGACUCAGUGGACUGAGCCUGGCUCAUUUCCCUGGACCUCCCCAGCAGGGGGCAGGGCAGGGGCAGCUUGGGGUGUGCAGAAGGGGCGGGGUGAGGCCUGUCCCCCAGGCAGCUGGGAGGCCCCGGCCCUCACUCACAAUUGGAGGAAGGCCUUCAGGAAGUGCUCGCAGCUGCUCGGACAUCUCAGAGCCAAGUUUCAGGCAGGACCACAGCGGCAGCACCCAGGGAGGAGCGGCAUGGCCCGGAGGCCACAGCCCCAGGUGCAGCCAUGGCCGGCCCUCGCAGAGCCCAGGGCACCACCGUUGGCCCCGGGCUGUCCAGGCUCGCCCUGAGCAGCAUCUCCUGCCCUCCAUGUCCGGAGAGUCUCUGCUCGCAUCUUCCAGGACUGCGCUUCUAGAAGCUGCCGGUAGAACUGACCACAGCUCGUGCAAGCCUGGCCAAGGGUUAGAAGAGAGAAGAGAUGGACUGUGAUCCCAGCAGCAGGGCCAGGUGGGGGUGCCUGGCAGCCUAGGGCAGGCAGGGCCAGGGGCCUCUGUGUGGCUUCGCAGGGCCCAGGCUCCCCCACCCUGGCUUUAAUGGGGGGCUGAGGCUCCCACAUGCCCCAUGCUUGCUCAAUGGGUCGGCGGCCAUGGAAACGGCAGUGAUUGGGGUGGUGGCGGUGCUGCUCCUGGUCACUGUGGCCGUCACCUGCAUCCUAUGCUGCUUCAGCUGUGACUCGAGGACCCCGGAUCUUGAGGAGGGCCCUGGCCACAGUUUCACGGUGGCCACGUUUCGCCGGGAGGCGUCCCUCUUCACGGGGCCCACUCGCCAAACCCAGCCAGGGCCGAGUGCUCGGGACUUCUGGUCCUUCAUGUGACAUCCUGCAGCCGCUCUGCUAGGGGGCCGCGCUCAGCCGCCCUGCUCGCAAGCCCACACCUCCGCGUCCUGCAGCCCUGUGCGUCUCUCCUGUAUGGCCCCGACAGCUCAGCGGGGCCUGCCUCCGGAAGGGGAAGAGGGGAAGAGCCGUUGCGUAGGACCGCGUGGCAGGCCAGCUCUGUGGAGUACCGCGUGGAACUCUCACUGCCGGUGCGAGGAUUCGUAUUGCCCCAGCGGAUGCAGCGCCCCCAAGUGGACGCAUUUAGAAACCACUUCUUGCCGGCUCCCCUAAUUGAGUAUUUUCGCACAGAGCUUUCCCCAAAGGCCUGCCAGUUGUCUGAAACAGCCCCAAAAUGUUGACGCCGAAGAGCUGUUUUCUGUGCACAAGUGAUCUCUUUGACAAUGGAGAAAGUAUAACCUUUUAUGGGUCUUUCCAAAUCUCGUCUUGAAAACCACAAAAGGGAAAAGGAGACAGAAGAGGCACGGAAAGUACAAGAUGUUUUAUUAGUAGGAAGGCCAGAGAGCAGGCUUUCAAACGUAUUUCCCAACGAGGCUGUAUUGCUGUUUUCUAGUAGCUUGCCUCUUUCCUUAGAGAAAGUGGAAUGGGAGUGAUUUUCAUCACUUAGGAACGACAGAAAAAUCACGGACAGAAAGAUAAUUCCAAAAGAGCUGAAAUGCUGUGUUACACUCAGAGCAUGUAUCACUGCUCUCGUCUUCAUCACAAAUAAAGGGAUAUUCGGGUCUUCUUCAUAGGAGAUCGGUUCUCUCUCGGCCCAUGGAAAAAAUGCCAUGGUGCGUAUUGAAAGAGUUUGGAUGUGAGGUGCAAAAUUAGGAGGCUCCUGGCUCACCUGUACAUCCAGCCCUGCCCUGUGGCUCUCUGGGGACUUCCUGUUGAGAGGGGCAGGUCUGAGCCCAAGAAGGGCUCUGGUCUCUAGGGAUGCCUUGCUGUGUGGCUGCCACAGGGGAGGAGGGGGCAGAGAGAGUCUAGCUGAUGGAGAAAGAGGGGUGGGGUUUGCACAGUUGGGGAGGGCUCAGAGAACAUGUUCUGGUUGCACCUGACACCAGAGCCUUGUGCAUGUGUGUGGGAGGGAACCGGCUCCAGGGAGGCCGGAGACUGGCAGAAGGGGACUCUGGCAGGCUGAGACCCGGGUGGGUGCAGCGUGUGUCCCAGGGAUCCGCACGGGAGGGGCUGGAGGAAGAAGCCCAAGCGUCAGGCAGGCCCUUGGCCUCCCCGCCUUUCUCUCUGCGUGCCUUCCCCACUAACCCCCCUGGCUUUGACUGCUGCAGGCCAGGCAGGCCCUGAAGUCCUUCCUGGGUGGGGGCCUGGGGCGCCCACCGCCAUAGGAAUUCAGUAGCGUCAUGUUCUCAGGGGCACCCUGAGUGGUCAGAGGCGAGUGGCCAUCUUCAGACACAAAGAAAUGCUGGGGCCCAGGAGCUCCAGGUUGGGGGAGACAGCUGCGUGGGACCUCGGCCCCCUCUGCCCCUGCAGCAGCAGUAGGAGCUGUGCUCCAGGUCAGGCGCCCUUCACACGGAAGGAGUCUCAGGGCCCAGCCCAGAGUGCCUACCCCUGUACUGCAUGGCCGCGUCCCUGCCUGGGUUCACCCAGGACGGGUCUGCAGGCUGAAUCCCAGGACUGUGAGAACCGCGCAGUGGAGGGGCCUGGCCUCGCUCUGAGGUUUCUGCAUUUGGACACCUGCU